Aspergillus saccharolyticus JOP 1030-1 is the source of this 595-nucleotide messenger RNA. RefSeq lists its product as uncharacterized. The transcript has a single exon. The record is from RefSeq and is a predicted model, not a curated record. NCBI's taxonomy places the organism in Eukaryota, Fungi, Ascomycota, Eurotiomycetes, Eurotiales, Aspergillaceae. The coding region runs from base 88 to 396 and encodes 102 amino acids.
CCCAAUUGCCACGCGCACUCUUCAUUGCUACGCUGCGACCUGCGAUCUGCAAGUUGUGUCUGCCUGCCGAGCCCCUUCGAAUGGCCAAUGGUAUUAUUGUCAGUGUCGGUUCGAACGAACUUGGUGCACGGCUUGUUGAGCACGAGCUCCUGGGCAAUUGUUCCGUGGGGUGAGUGUGCCUCGUUUCCCGCCACAGCUGAUAUAGUCCAUCAUCGAAUAUGUCGUGGAUGGCAGUCUCUGCGGUCGUUGAGCAUCAGGUCUAGAAUUGGACAAAUCAGCUACACCAAUUCGAUGGAUUUCACUUCCCGUCUCAGUUCAUCUCCGUGCAAGUCAUAUUAUGAACUCGUAAUUGAUAGAUUUUUCACCGCUUCAUUGAUAUCAUCCUUGUACACAUAAUGAUGCGAUCCACCAUGUCCACUGGACAUCACACUCGCUCGCCAUGAUUUUACUCUCUCUGUGCCUUAUAUGAUCCUGCGUAUGUGGACGAGAGCCUCUCCAUCCAUCUCAAUUUCAUACCCCAAAUACCUCCCGCCCCAUCCAACAAAGGCAUAUCCCCUCUCGAGCGGACAGACGCAUCCACGCAACCCCCCAGUCA